Molecule: messenger RNA, 1838 nt
Organism: Mollisia scopiformis
Lineage: Eukaryota; Fungi; Ascomycota; Leotiomycetes; Helotiales; Mollisiaceae
Exons: 1
Coding region: 444-1445 (333 amino acids)
Source: RefSeq, a predicted model, not a curated record
UGGAGAGUUUAAAUGCUACAAUCUAUUUUUACAUACUUCAAGAUGCCGAAAUGAUGAAUUAAACCUCUUGUUGUGUUGCCUCUCGUUUGUUAAAGCUCGCCAGCCCAGCCUUGAGCAUCGGCCAAGCUUCAACGCCUCUUCUGGUCACUCUGACAGACCGUGCUCGAAGACAUGCGAUCAGUCGUCUAUUGUUGAUGUGAAUCGUAGCCGUCAACAUCUGAAACAUUUAGCAAUGCUGUGCUUCUCAUUUGCUGCAAAACAGCUGCCUAGACGGCCUGCGAAGUCUGUCGCGAUGAAGAAGACAUUCCGAGGACAGUGCGCAAAGAGGCAGCCAUUUGCUCGCGCUGCGCUGACGUAUUGAGUCAAUCAGUCAAGGCUCCUAUCAUUCAUAUCUUCAGAGUUCUCUGAUGAAAUCCAGGUGCUUCCGGAACAGCAGCGACAUCAUGAUUUUUGGCGGGCGUCGAACCAAUACAGAUAUCAACCCUUCCCCCUUUGUUAGAUGUAUCCCACCAUGGCAGAUUCCUUGCUCAAUCUCUCGAACCUCUUGCUUGCACUUUCUCCGAUUACCAUCAGAAAUUCGACGCCUAGUUUUCUACCAUUACUUACUCUCCCUGAACCUUCCAGAUCACUUCUUCCAUCACCUCACAUUCCUAGGAUACUGGGGAAGUUCAUCUGAACCCGACUCUACUCAGAAGGAUGCUCGGGGAUUUGAUCUCGGGAGAAAGAUAAAGUGGGAGAUCGAAUGUCUCUUUCUCAUCAAUCGGCAAGUCCACAUCGAAGCAGAAGAUGUGCUAUACAAUUCCUUCAUAUUUUACGUCCAUCCUCGCCAUCAAACACGACACUUCCGCCAAGCAUUAUAUGCUCGAAAAGAACUUGGAUGGAAGAUACCUCGAGCUCCUCGGUUGCCAGAAAGGGUCCAGAAUAUACAGAUCAAUCUCGCCUUCGGUCAAUCCAUUUCAAGUCUUCAUUGGGCAUCUCAGCAAGGAUGGCGUGGAUCUUGGCUACAUUUGGCUGCGGAAUUUCCUCAUCUUCGAAAGGUUGGUCUAGCGGUAGACUACGAUCCUCGAAACGGAGACGAAGCAUUGAGCAAGCAAUUGAUGGACAUGGUCUUGUGCUUCAUGCGAAUAUUUCAGCCAACUUGCAUUGUCCAAGUCAGGUUUGCGGGCGUGAAAUAUGACAGCUACGCUCGCCUCUCACCUGCUUCAGGACCCUUGUAUACGGAUAUUAUCGACGAGGAAAAGAAGUUGCUUCAGUUGAGGGAUGAAUCGAAACUUAUUUGGCAUAAAGUCGCGAGACACUUCAACGACCCUCGCUCUGAACUUUACUCGGUGGCGGGAUUGCAGGCACGAUACCAGCGUCUUAAGUUGCGUCAGAUCCAAGCAGCGAUGGAGGUCGGAUUUUUUGAGAGAAUGAAGGAGGAAUUGACAAGGAGUCUGCUCGAAUAGGACGGUUCAAAUGUGGAGAGUCAAGUCACCACCGUGGAACGAUAGUGUGACUCUGAUAAUGGUCCCACUCAACAGGCAUGGUUCUACCAGUCACAAGAAAGUUGACGCUGAAGCUGGAACGAGGGAAUUCAUAUGUACUGCAUGAAUUUUUGAUUCAAGAGCUUACGACUGAUGCUCAUGGAGGAUGAGGUAUAGAAAAAUAUAAGGACAAGGGCUACGAAUGAUGACAUGCUAUUCCAGACAGCUCUCCACCACCACAUGAGACAUUAUGAGGAGCCAAUUCUCUGGAACCUCGAAGGAAACCACAGUAAACAAAUUCUUUCCAUCUAUAUGGUUACCAACUUCUGGUGGCAAUGCCACACGUGACUGAGAAAGUUGGUGAAACUCAAAGUG